CAUCAAUCUAAACUGAUGGCAAAUCAUUUUAUGCAGUAUAAUUUAUUUAUUGGAAACGAAAUAUUGAGAAAUAUUCAAGAUUUAUAUUUUCUUAAAUAUCAAGACAUGAUGAUAAUUAAGAUUGAAGAUGUAGGAAAGAUUCCUAUUUCAGCCUUUGAAUUAGAACCUAAAAUAAAUUCACUAUGUAAUAAGGCUACGAAUUUGCUUGUUAAACAUUGGUUGGCCGAUGUUGCUGAACUUUUUUUAGAGAAAAAGUACGCUUGGUCAUGCUUUAUUCAAAAACAUUAUAAUGCAUCUACAGUAUUGAUCGAGAAAUACUUUAGAAGUGUAAAUACUCUCUUAUCUAAACAAUUACGAAUAAUGAUCAUGAAAACGCUGAAUCAUAUUAGAGAUUUUUUUAUGGAAUACAGCGAAGGGAAUUAUUUUGAGAGUGAUUAUAAGGAUUUACUGUUUUUCAAAACUCCUUUUAUAAGUGUAACUGUGGAACCAGAAAUUGGUACAGUAAAUUUACAUUGCAAACCGAGUAUAUUGGAAGUACGUUCAAUAAUCUCGCAGUGUUUUGAUAAAAUUAUUAAAGUUGGAAAAGUAAUUCCAACAAUUGAGACUAUUUUAUUUGCUGAACUGGAGAAACAGGAGUUUUUGCUUUCUGUGUCACGAUACGAAGAAUCGGUUCUAAAGAUAAUCAACGAUGUGCUAGAUGUUGUCAGUGUUCAUGUUACGGGUCCAGAAAUUUACUUAAAAUGUUACCAGGAUUUGUUGUACAUUAUAGAUGGCCAAGCUAAACGAAAUUUGGACAAUUUUUUUAUGAUCGAACCAAUGCCAUUUCUACGUGAAUUUGAACUGAAGAUAAGAGGUUACGACGAUCUUAGGAAAGAGAUUUUUAUGUUUCGCAGCAAGAUUCCCCUUAACAUGAUAGAAAUCGACUGUACAAUUGUAAAUGAUACCAUAAGGCAAAUUCUUUACGACCUUCGCACUGAACUUUGUGAUUUCUUUGCGAACGAGUUACGAUCCAAUAAUCGGGAUUUGUGUUCGAAUUUUGAUAAAAUAGCAGAAACUAUAUCAAAAAUGCCGGAAAAAACGCAGAAUGUUGUUGAGUUAUACAAUUACCUGUGCGAAAGUCGGGACUCGACGAUGUUUAACCUGAAAAGAAGAUUGGCACGUUCUAUAGAAUUGAUUUUAUUUCUGUUUGAUUAUCAACCACACACCGACGAUGACAUUCAGUUGAAUUCUCGCACCAUAACAUGGCCAAAGGAAAUGGAGAGCGUUAUGGAUUUGGCGAACACCAGAUUGAACAUGAGAAAAGAAUAUCUCGAAGAAGUGUUACGUUUAAGAAGGGACAAUUUUGAACAGAAAAUACAAAACAUGCAGUUGGCAAUUGCUCAAUUUACGAAAAAGGAUCCGCCUGUGUUAACUAUGGACGAAAUGGAGAAUGCGACUGAAGAAAUAGAACAUCUUGCUAAAGGGAUGGAGGAUAUCAGGAAAGAAGUUGAGGAGAUAAACGAAGAAGAGACUCUAUUAGAUAUGGAAUUAAGCCCAUAUUUAGCAGUGCCUACGAUGUCUGCGACAGUCGGUACACUUGACACUCUUUGGCAUACCGUAUUAGAUUUUCAUAAAAAUUACGACAGGUGGUACAACGGGCCAUUUUUGGGUCUCGACGCCGAGGAAAUUAAAGACGAGACCGACAAUAUAUGGCGAACGUUAUACAAAUUAUCACGUGUAAUUACUGACAUUCCUGGCGCACGAAGAAUUGCCGAGAUAGUUCGUGGAAAGGUAGAGAAAUUCAAACAAUUUAUUCCAUUGUUGCAAAUGAUAUGUACUCCUGGAUUAGAAAACCGACAUUGGGAGCAAAUUAGCCAAGCGGUAAAUGUACACGUAAUGCCAACAGAUACGAGUAAUCUUUCAGACAUGGUAGAACUGGGAUUAUUAGUUCAUAUAAGCAAACUCGAAGAAAUAUCGUCCGCUGCCAUUAAAGAACACGCACUCCAGCAAAAUUUGACAAAGAUGAAGGAGGAAUGGUCGGAUAUCGAAUUUAAAUAUACGCCGUACCGCGAAACUGGUGUUUAUAUUUUAACUGCCGUAGAUGAUAUUCAAUUAUUGCUGGAUGAUCACAUCUUGAAAGCUCAGACCAUGAGGAGUUCCCCUUUUAUAAAGGCCUUCGAACACGAAAUGCAAGCUUGGGAGAAUAAAUUAAUGUUAAUGCAGGAUAUUAUCGAUCAGUGGUUACUCUGUCAAGCAACGUGGAUGUACUUGGAACCGAUAUUCAGCAGUGAAGAUAUCAUGCGUCAAAUGCCAACAGAAGCGAAGAAUUUUCGAAGGAUGGAUAAAAUUUGGCGUAACGUCAUGUCGUACGCAGUUAAACAUAGCCGCGUACUCGAUGCCACGGCCAUGUUGAAUAUGUUGCAAGAGCUAACACUGUGUAACACGUUGUUGGAAGAAAUACAGAAAGGUUUGAACGAUUAUCUGGAGAAGAAACGUUUGUUUUUUCCAAGAUUUUUCUUCUUGUCAAAUGACGAACUAUUGGAGAUACUGUCCGAAACGAAAGAUCCCCAGAGGGUGCAGCCUCACUUGAAGAAAUGUUUCGAAGGUAUUAAUAAGUUACGAUUCACCAGAGACGAAGAAAUUAUUGGAAUGCUAUCGGACGAAGAAGAAUACGUUCCUCUCAGUGGGAAAAUUUAUCCGGCCGAUGCGAAAGGUAUGGUCGAAAGAUGGUUGUCCCAAGUGGAACAACUUAUGGUAGUGUCUCUCCGGGACAUUGCCGAGGAAAGCAUCGUGGCGUAUUUUAAUAAUCCUCGAGAAUCGUGGAUAUUUUCUUGGCCUGGUCAAAUUGUUAUCUGUUGCAGUCAAGUACAUUGGACCAGUGAAGUUUGUGAAUCGUUCGAAGAUAAGUCUACCGGGGAUUAUUUGCAGAAAUGCAACAAUCAAAUCGAACAAACUGUUACUCUGGUAAGGGGUAAACUAGAUCCGGGUGAAAGAAUCACUAUAAAUGCUUUGAUCGUGAUAGAUGUUCAUGCACGAGAUGUAGUACGUAUGCUUGUCGACAAACAAGUUGAUAACGUUAUGGAUUUUAAUUGGAUAUCACAACUGAAGUAUUAUUGGUUGGACGAUAAAAUCAUUGUGACAAUUAUUACGACUAGCGUGGCGUAUGCUUUCGAGUACCUUGGAAAUACAUUAAGACUCGUAAUAACGCCAUUGACCGAUCGAUGUUACAGAACUCUGAUGAGCGCGUUAAAAUUAAAUCUCGGAGGAUCACCGGAGGGACCUGCCGGAACUGGUAAAACAGAAACAGCCAAAGAUCUUGCGAAGGCCGUUGCUAAGCAGUGUGUGGUUUUUAACUGUUCCGAUGGGCUUGAUUAUAAAGCGAUGGGCAAAUUUUUCAAGGGACUUGCGCAAUCCGGAGCAUGGGCCUGUUUCGAUGAAUUUAACAGGAUAGAAUUGGAAGUACUUUCGGUAAUUGCCCAGCAAAUCUUGUCCAUUCAAAUGGCCAUAAGCUUGCAAAUGGAAAAAUUCAUGUUCGAAGGCACGGAAAUAAAGUUAAAUCCUACUUGUUACGUUAUCAUAACAAUGAAUCCUGGUUACGCUGGACGCCAGGAGCUUCCUGAUAAUUUAAAAGUUCGUUUCCGUACGGUGGCAAUGAUGGUGCCAGAUUAUGCCAUGAUAGGUGAAAUUACAUUGUACUCGUUCGGUUUUAUAGACGCUAAGAAUCUUGCGGAGAAAAUAGUUCAUACGUACAAAUUGUGCUCCGAGCAGUUGAGCUCUCAGAACCAUUACGAUUAUGGUAUGCGAGCCGUGAAGACUGUGCUCACAGCUGCUGGAAACUUAAAAUUGAAAUAUCCGAUGCAAAACGAGUUUAUUUUAGUUCUUCGAGCAAUUAUCGACGUGAAUCUUCCGAAAUUCUUGGCCCAAGAUAUUCCAUUGUUUAAUGGAAUUUACACCGACCUUUUCCCUGGUAUCAGUUUACCACAACCGGAUCGCGGCGAUCUGAUAGAUUUACUGAAGAUUAUUUUAGAAAAACGGAACCUCCAAGCUACACAUUGGUAUUUGGAGAAGAUCAUUCAAAUUUACGAGAUGAUACUGGUGCGGCAUGGCUUAAUGGUUGUAGGCAAUACGUUAAGUGGGAAAACCCAAGCGUAUCAAAGUUUAGCCGAAGCUUUGGGCGACUUGGCUGGUAAAAGACGUGCUGCUAUGAGAGAAUUUCAAACAGUUUACAAGAUAAUUAACCCAAAAGCUAUUACUUUGGAUCAACUGUAUGGCAGUUUCGAUCCGGUAUCGCACGAAUGGAGCGACGGUGUUUUGGCCAAUAUUUUUCGGGAGUUUGCACAGUCUUUCUCUAUAGAUCGAAAAUGGAUCGUUUUUGAUGGGCCAGUUGAUGCAGUUUGGAUCGAAAGUAUGAACACUGUACUUGACGAUAAUAAGAAACUUUGUUUGAUGUCAGGAGAAAUUAUUCAAAUGUCGAACAAAAUGAAUAUGAUGUUUGAGCCAGCUGAUUUAGAACAUGCUUCACCGGCUACUGUCAGCAGAUGCGGAAUGAUUUACAUGGAACCAUCUCAGCUCGGUUGGAAUGCAUUAUUCGACUCCUACAAGAAAUAUCUUAAAAAUAAACUGCUCGUCGAGCAAUAUGAGCUGAUUGUAGAACUCAUCGAAUGGCUAAUAGAGCCGAUUUUCUUUUUCAUAAAACAUUAUUGCAAAACAUUCAUAGAAGUUCCAGAACUUCAUAUGUUUUUGUCUUUUACAAGACUUUUCACAACAAUGCUGGAUGAAGAAACACAAGUUAGCACAGUUUGGCUUCAGUGUACUUUGUUAUUUAGCAUUAUUUGGGGAAUGUGUUCAACAUUAGUAAGCGACAGUAGAAAAACUAUUGAUGUUUAUUUAAGAAAAUUAUUGCUCGGGGAUGUGGAUGAAAAUCCCAAACCGAAAGGAUUUAAGUUGACGAAGCAACAACUUUUUCCUGAUAAAGGGACAGUGUACGAUUGGAUAUACGAUAAAAGAAAUAAUGGAUGUUGGAUACCGUGGAUGGACACAACGUUACAGAUGUCCUUAUUACCGGAUAUGAAGUCCAAUGAAUUAAUUGUACCGACAACUGAAGUAGUGAUUCAGUAUUUUUUUAUGACAAAUCUUCUUCACAAAGCGAUACCUAUUUUAUUUGUUGGUCCAACUGGUACCGGCAAGUCUGAGAUUGUUUUGAAUUACGUGCAAUUUCUACCGAGGGACCAGUACACGGAGAAUGUUGUAAACUUCAGUGCACGUACCACUGCUGCUCAAACUCAAGAAAUCAUAAUGUCGAAGGUAGAUCGCAGGAGAAAAGGUGUAUACGGUCCACCAAUGGGAAAGAAAUGUUUAUUAUUUGUGGACGAUCUGAGUAUGCCGCAGAAAGAAAUAUACGGGGCACAACCUCCGAUAGAACUGAUUCGUCAAUGGGUAGACCAUGGACACUGGUUCGAUUUGAAAGACACAACGGUAUUAAAUCUAGUGGAUAUUUUUCUAAUUUGUGCUAUGCUACCACCCGGAGGUGGUUCAAAUGUAGUCACGACUAGAUUAACUAGGCACAUGCACGUAAUUGGCAUCGACUUUUUUGAAGAAGCGACAAUGACGAAAAUUUUCACUUCGAUCCUCGACACGCACUUCGCUAAAGGAUUCGCUACAGAAGUGUCAAGACUGGGAAAGAUGAUCGUAAAUGCUACCAUGGACAUAUUUCUUGGCGCGAUAAAAACUUUUCUACCUAUUCCGGCGAAAAGUCAUUAUACUUUCAAUUUACGCGAUUUUAGCCGAGUUAUCAAGGGUAUACUUUUAGUACCGGCUUCUAGAAUGAAGGAUCCAGAUAAAUUGAUUAGACUUUGGAUUCACGAGGUGUAUAGAGUUUUUCACGAUAGACUGGUGGAUGAGAGCGAUCGAGAAACAUUGUUCGACAUGGUUUCACAUACUUGUUACGAUCAGUUACGACAACCGGUGGAGAAGGUGCUUGUCAGAUUGUUGAAAGAAGAAGAGAGAGAAAUAAAAAGUUCUCAUAUACGUGAUCUCUACUUUGGUACUUAUAUCGAGCCUGACGCUGAUCCGAAGGUAUACGACGAAGUAAUUGAUUUCGAUGAUUUGCAAGAGAAAAUGGAUUACUAUCUAACCGAAUACAAUAUGCUUUCAAAGACACCAAUGUCUUUGGUUUUAUUCAGAUAUGCCGUUGAACAUAUAUCUCGUGUUUCGCGAAUAUUGCAGCAAGAAAAUGGCCAUGCUCUUCUAAUAGGAAUAGGUGGAUCGGGUAGAAGUUCUUGUACCAAGUUAGCAACUAGCAUGUGCGAAUAUAUGAUGUAUCAAAUUGAAAUUACCACGUCUUACGGUUCUUCGGAAUGGCGAGAAGACCUGAAAAACUUGUUGUUACGCGUAGGAUGCGACGGAAAGCCGACCGUUUUUCUCUUCGGCGAUCAUCAAAUAAAAAAUGAAUCGUUCGUCGAAGAUAUAAACAUGGUUUUAAAUACUGCCGACGUGCCGAAUUUGUACAACAGCGAGGAGAAAGCUGAAAUCUUGGAUAAAAUGAUGAACGUGAUGUACAGCACCGGCGGAAGGAAAGCUGAGACUUCCCCUAUGAUUCUUUACAACGUGUACCUGAAGAGGAUAAUAAAAAGUCUUCAUUGGGUUCUAGCGAUGUCUCCUAUAGGUGACAAAUUUCGAAACCGUUUAAGAAUGUUCCCUUCCUUGAUAAACUGCUGCACCAUCGAUUGGUACACCGUUUGGCCUGAGGAUGCUCUGGAAAGUGUAGCGAGGAUGUCGUUGCAAAAUGUGAACAUCUCGGCGGAUUUGCGAGAGAAGUGUGUUCGUAUUUCGAAGCAAUUCCAUACAAGUAUCGCUGUAGCCAGUGAAGAUUAUUAUAACACGCAAGGUAGAAAAUACUACAUAACUCCGACGAGUUUCUUGGAGCUUAUCAAGUCAUUCUGCAAGUUGUACAAGCAGAAAAUUGAAGAAAUUACUGCGCAACAGAUGCGUUACGAAAAGGGAUUAGAAAAGUUGGAUUUUGCAGCCGGGCAAAUUGCGGUGAUGAAAGAAGAGCUGCAAGCCCUGCAGCCAAAACUGUUGGCGCAAUCUGAAUUAAGUAACAAACUUAUGGUUAGGAUAGAACAAGACACGAUCAAUAUCGAAGCAAGGAAAGAGAUUGUGGGUGCCGAAGAGGCCCUAGCAAACGAGGCAGCUGCUGCUGCACAAGCUAUAAAAGAUGAUUGCGAAAGCGACUUAGCCGAAGCUACACCCGCGUUAGAAGCUGCCUUGGCUGCGUUGGACACUUUGAAACCCGCCGACAUCAGCAUCGUUCGAUCAAUGAAAAGUCCACCGGCCGGUGUGAAGCUGGUAAUGGAAGCUGUUUGCGUGUUGAAGGGUGUGAAACCUGAGAAAGUUCAGGAUCCAGCAACCGGCCAGGCUGUAGAAGAUUAUUGGCCAGCUUCUAUAAGGUUGCUCGGUGAUAUGAAAUUUCUGGAGAGUUUGAAGAAUUUCGACAAAGACAACAUACCGGCAGCAUAUAUGAAAAGAAUUCGCGAAAAAUUCAUCAACGAUAGAAGCUUCCAACCUGAAGCUAUCAAGAAGGUUUCCACUGCCUGCGAGGGUCUUUGUAAAUGGGUACGUGCUCUCGAAGUGUACGAUCGAGUGAUCAAAGUCGUCGCUCCGAAACAGGCGAUGCUCGCGGAAGCUGAGGCUGCCCUUGCAAAACAAAUGGAAGCGUUAAACGCUAAAAGAGCCCUUCUUCAAGAAGUUACUCAGAAGUUGCAAUCGUUGAACGACGAAUUUGCGGAAUGCAUGAGGGUGAAAAAGGAGCUCGAGGAUCAGAUUGAUUAUUGCAAGAAGAAAUUGGAAAGAGCUGAAAAGCUGCUGGGUGGUUUAAGCGGUGAAAAGAAUAGAUGGCAUGAAACAGCCACUACAUUGGGCGCGAGUCUCAAUAACGUUAUCGGAGACGUUUUAUUGUCUUCGGGUAUAGUUGCUUAUUUCGGUGCUUUCACCGUUGAGUACAGGAACAAGUUGAUCGCGGAAUGGCACGCGUCCUGUUUGAAACUGGCGAUUCCAUGUAGGAAAAUGUUCAAUCUGAUCGAUAUUUUAGGGAGGCAAGUGGAAAUUCGAGCAUGGAUCAUUCAUGGUUUACCGGCGGACAAUUUUUCAGUGGAAAACGGCAUAAUUGUGAAAAACGCGGAUCGAUGGCCGCUCAUGAUCGAUCCACAAAAUACAGCGAAUAAGUGGAUUAAAAAUAUGGAGAAAGAAAAUAAUUUAGUGGUGAUCAAGUUCACCGAUCCAAAUUACGUGAAAGUGGUGGAAACUUCUAUACAACUCGGAAGCCCUGUUUUACUUGAGAAUAUCUUAGAGGAGAUGGACGCGAUACUGGAGCCUGUGCUCCUUAAAAAUAUUUACAAAGAACGUGGUGUUUUAUACAUGAAAUUCGGGGACAACGUUAUCGAGUAUAAUACCGAUUUUCGAUUUUAUGUUACGACACGUCUGAGAAAUCCGCAUUAUCUACCGGAAAUAGUGGUGAAAGUGACACUUUUAAACUUCAUGAUUACCCCUCAAGGCCUUGAGGAUCAGUUGCUAGGUAUCGCUGUUGCUAAAGAGCUACCCGUUCUUGAGGAGCGUAAGAAUCAAUUAAUAGUGGAAGGCGCGAAUAAUAAAAGAAUGCUGCAGGAGCUGGAGGAUAAAAUUUUACAAGUUUUAUCUGCUUCGGAGGGCAACAUUCUGGAAGAUGAAACGGCUAUUACGAUAUUAUCCACUUCGAAAGUAUUGUCGGAAGAUAUCGAAGCUAAGCAGGAGAUAGCUGUUAAAACAGCAAUAGAAAUUGACAAUGCUCGUAACGGAUAUAAACCUGUCUCGGCGCAUGGUUCGAUGCUUUUCUUUUGUAUUUCCGACCUGGCGAACAUUGAUCCCAUGUAUCAAUAUUCCUUACCGUGGUUCAUUCAUCUUUACGAAAUGUCCAUAGCUAGCAGUGAACCGAGUGAAAAUUUAACGAACCGAAUAAACAACUUGAACACGUACUUCACAGCCAGUAUUUACAGGAACGUGUGCCGCUCUCUAUUCGAAAAAGACAAAUUGAUAUUCUCCUUUGUCUUGUGCAUCGGUUUAGAACGCGCUGCUGAAGAAGUGGACGAAAAUCUUUGGUCAUUUUUAUUAACAGGUGACGUGGCUCUGGAUAAUCCUUACCCUAAUCCAGACCCAUCGUGGCUAACUGAUAAAUCUUGGAACGCGGUGGUUCAAGCUACGAAUUUGUCUGUGCUUGAGAAAUUCAGAGGAUCCUUCGAGAAACAAACGUCACAGUGGAAAGCUUACUAUGACCUGACUAAUCCACAAGAGGAACCUUUUCCACAGCCAUUUGAAAAUGAGAGCGAAAGCCUAAGAAAAUUGGUGAUACUUAAAUGCGUCAGACCAGAUAAACUUGUUGCUGCUGUGCGAAUGUUCGUUAUAUAUAACAUGGGACAAUCGUUCGUAGAGCCUCCGCCAUUUGAUCUUCAAGCAUGUUACAAUGAUUCUAAUAACAUUACUCCACUUAUUUUUAUUCUCUCCCCUGGAUCUGAUCCAAUGGCAGGAUUAAUCAGAUUUUCAGACGAUUACGGAGUAUCGAAAGAGAAUCUCAUGACUAUAUCGUUAGGGCAAGGCCAAGGUCCGAUAGCAGCAAAUAUGAUAGAUAAAGGGAUAAAAAGCGGAGAAUGGGUGGUUCUUCAAAAUUGUCAUUUGGCAAUUUCUUGGAUGAAAGAGUUAGACAGAAUUUGCAGCGAAGUUAUCAUACCAGAGAAUACGCACCUGAAGUUUCGAUUAUGGCUAACCAGUUAUCCAUCUAAGGAUUUCCCAGUUUCUAUUCUGCAAAACGGAGUUAAAAUGACCAAUGAACCACCGAAAAGCUUGAAGAAUAAUUUACUGAGAAGUUACCUAACUGAUCCGAUAUCAGAUGUGAAAUUCUUUAAUAACUGUGUUAAAAUCAUGGAAUGGAGAAACCUCCUUUUCGCUUUGUGCUUUUUUCAUGCAGUUGUUCAAGAAAGGCGUAAUUUCGGGCCAUUGGGUUGGAAUAUUCCGUAUGAAUUCAACGAAUCAGAUCUACGCAUUAGCAUUUUACAGUUACAGCUUUUUCUAAACGAUUAUGAGGAAGUACCUUUUGAUGCACUUCUUUAUUUAACGGGUGAAUGUAAUUAUGGCGGCCGUGUAACCGAUGACAAGGAUAGACGUUUGUUGAAUUCAUUAUUGCAGCAAUUUUACAAUUACGAAGUUAUUACCAACCCGCAGUAUUGUUUUUCACCAAGUUGUGUAUACCGCCUACCAGAAAGUACAGAUUAUGAAGGAUGUAUAAAGUAUAUUCGCAACUUGCCAAUGAGCCAAUAUCCUGAAGUUUAUGGUUUACACGAGAAUGCAAAUAUAACAAAAGAUAAUCAGGAAUCAUCGCAGUUACUUAAGGGCACUCUAUUGACCCAGGUGCAAAUGACCGGUGCAGGAGCUGAAGGAGAUAUCAACGAAAUGGUUUUUAAUUUAUGCGUCGACAUUUUAUCCAAAGUACCGCCACCGUUUGAUACUUUAGAAGUUUCUAAGAAAUAUCCAGUACUCUAUAUGAAUAGCAUGAAUACCGUUCUUCGUCAGGAACUAAUUAGGUUUAAUAACCUAGUUAUUGUCAUUAAAAGAACUUUAGCAGAUGUACAAAAGGCCAUUAAAGGAUUGGUUUUAAUGUCUUCUGAAUUAGAAGAAGUUUUCUUCAGAAUGAGUAUUGGAAAUGUGCCUGUUACUUGGAGUAAAAAGUCGUAUCCUUCUUUGAAACCGCUAGGAAGUUACGUCAAUGACUUAUUAGACAGGCUGCAAUUUUUCCAAGACUGGAUAGACCAUGAUACGCCAACCGUCUUUUGGAUAUCGGGAUUCUAUUUCACGCAAUCGUUUCUUACUGGCGUUUUACAGAACUAUGCUCGCAAGCAUAAGAUUCCCAUUGAUAAAUUAGAUUUUGAAUUUGAAGUAACCUCGUUUGAAACGAACGCAGAUACUGUGCCAUCCUAUGGGGUUUACAUAAAGGGUCUCUUUUUAGAAGGAGCAAGAUGGAGCAGAGAGAUAAAAGAGAUCGAUGAAUCUAAACCUAAGAUAAUGUUUGAUCUUCUCCCUGUAAUGUGGCUUAAACCCGGUGUAAAAGCUGAGUUUGUUAUUGAAUUCGUCUAUCACUGUCCCGUUUACAAGACAAGUGAAAGACGUGGUGUUUUGGCUACCACCGGUCAUUCUUCUAAUUUUGUAAUGUAUAUUUUGCUUAAAACGCAUGUUGAUGAAAAUCACUGGAUCAGGAGGGGAGUGGCUGCCUUGUGUCAACUAGAUGAUUAAUGUGUAAAAGAAAUAUUAUUUGCUAUGUACGAUCUACUUUUUAUAUACAUUUGC
Molecule: messenger RNA, 11346 nt
Organism: Habropoda laboriosa
Lineage: Eukaryota; Metazoa; Arthropoda; Insecta; Hymenoptera; Apidae
Gene: Dnah3
Product: dynein heavy chain 3, axonemal
Exons: 10
Coding region: 16-11292 (3758 amino acids)
Biological process (GO): microtubule-based movement
Cellular component (GO): dynein complex
Molecular function (GO): ATP hydrolysis activity; dynein intermediate chain binding; ATP binding
Source: RefSeq, a predicted model, not a curated record